AUGGCGUCUCAACAGCAGUCAAGAAUUCAGUCGUAUCUGGAGAAAAAUAAAAUUGGACCACUGUUUGAGGAGAUGAUGACCAGUCUGAUAAGCGAGACCCCAGAUCACCCUAUUCCUUUUCUCAUCAAUCACCUGCAGACCAAGCAAGGCAGCCCCGGCAAGCUGCACAGAACACUGUCGGGCUCUGCCGCACUGUGGGCCCAGAGCUCUGCAGAGAGUAAAGGACGUCGUGACUUCAGGAGUUAUGAGAAGCCCUGGCAGAUCCAUCCUAAGAAACCCAAGAAGUCUAAGAGUGAUCUGGCUGUGUCUAACAUCUCCCCUCCCUCACCAGAGUCCAAGUCCCUGCCGCGGUCCAUAGAGCACCCAUCGUGGGAGUGGAGGGAGAGCAAAGACUUUGAUGAGCUCAACCACAUCCUGCAGGAGAGCAAGAAGCUGGGCAAGGCUCUGGAGAACCUGUCACGCAGUAUCGCUGCUUCUGAUGAACUUGAUCAGAACCUUGGGGGGUAUAACUCAGUGCUGCGGCCCAGGGUUGUGGGGGAGUGGGUGGGCAGGGAGGAAGAGGAUCCAGACCCCCUGGCAGCAGAGAUGCUCCAGCCCCCAGUCCCCAGGAACAAGACUGAGGUGUGGGGGAAGGCCAAUAACAGCCCUGCCUUGAGUGUGAAGAUGGAGGGGAAGAGUAAAGGGUUGAAGCAGCAGCAGCAGCACCACAAGAAGCUCCUGGCGGCCAUGUUGUCCCAGGAUUCCUUUGACUCCGCCCAUAGCUCCGCCCCCUCACUCACCGAGGAGGAAAUAGAGGACGAGGAUGAUGCCAUGGAACUGCUGGAGGACCUAGAUGACCUGCGUAUGGAGGGGGUAACAGGGCUGGCCCCGUCAGGAAGUAAGUUCAGUCAAGGUCGUAGUUCCUACCUCCCAGAGCCCCAGGCCAAGGUCACACUCAACAUCUGCUCAAGGUGUGCAAGGCUGCAGGGGGACAGUCUGUCAGAUGCCAGUAGACCAGAAGAGGACCAGCACCAUGGACCCUCCCAGCACGGAUCACCUCAACGUGGACCUCUCCAUGGAUCUUCUCAUCCCCUGCUCCCAGAGCAUGCUGCUGUCAACAUGCCUGAUGGAAAUGGGCCUCAUGGACCCCCCCAUCACUUACAACCUGUGCCUGAUAUCUCCUGUUGUUUUCCCGGGGUGGACACAGCGCCGGUACGAGACCAGGAAUGCGACAGUGUGUCUCAGGUGUCUUUCCCACGUCAGGCAGUCUGGGAGGCUGAUGUGAAGGUGGUUAAAGGAGUAGGAGGAGGGAGCUCGUCCAGGGAGCUGCUGGGACAGACGGGUGGACUGCUGCUAAGUGACUCCCUCUUCUCUAAAGAACUAGAAAACAUGGGAAAACACCUCGCUGAGGUGGAGAAGGACCUGGCCAAACUGGCGGAGCAGGGGAAACUAGCCCAGCGGAGCCCCAACAGCCCCCACAGUAGUCUGCUCCUCACCCCUCUGUUCCACACCUCCCUCCCGGGGGGAACCCUCCCCAACACUCUACCCUUACCAGGCCAGACCUCCAGACCACCCUCCAGACCCCAGUCCCCCAUCCUCAGCGCCCGCUCAGCCAAGCCCAGCUCCAUAGGCUACCCCCUGGUCAGCCCCAAACUUAGCCCUCUGCUCACCCGGAAACCAACCUCCCUCACCAUGACGACUGGUCACAGAACUCAUUCUCCCAGCAACCCCGGCAGCAGAACUACAACUCCUAGAACCCCCAGCAGCAGGCCCAUGACCCCCAACAGCCUGCUGACCUCCAUGACGGCCGUGACCCCAGGUGUUGGAGGUCACGGGGGUCAUAAGGAGGUGACGUUCAGGAGGUCGAGGAGCAGACCGGUGACCCCCACCAGUCAGCCGACCCGACCCAGGCCCCUGCUCACCCCUCCUGGGCUGAGUACGACAGAUAGUCUGGGCAAGGCCUCCAGCCUCAGGGCCUAUCUGUCAGAGGAUGAGUUCUACCAGCAGCUGCAGGCCAUCAGACAGCCAUGGCACAUUCCCAGUGACACAGAGAGUGACCUUCUGGAACCACCUGAGCAGGACAAGUGUGAGUAA
Salvelinus namaycush (lake trout) is the source of this 2073-nucleotide messenger RNA. RefSeq names its product chromosome 7 C8orf34 homolog (gene c7h8orf34). The transcript has 13 exons. The record is from RefSeq and is a predicted model, not a curated record. The coding region runs from base 1 to 2073 and encodes 690 amino acids. NCBI's taxonomy places the organism in Eukaryota, Metazoa, Chordata, Actinopteri, Salmoniformes, Salmonidae.